Synchiropus splendidus (mandarinfish) is the source of this 3466-nucleotide messenger RNA. RefSeq names its product dimethylarginine dimethylaminohydrolase 1 (gene ddah1). Gene Ontology annotation, biological process: arginine metabolic process; positive regulation of nitric oxide biosynthetic process. The record is from RefSeq and is a predicted model, not a curated record. Lineage: Eukaryota; Metazoa; Chordata; Actinopteri; Syngnathiformes; Callionymidae. The coding region runs from base 113 to 979 and encodes 288 amino acids. Gene Ontology annotation, molecular function: dimethylargininase activity; amino acid binding. The transcript has 7 exons.
AUUCGUGAAAUGGAUCCAAUCGCGCCCGUGCGUAAAGACGCAGCGUAACCCUGGCGCAUAGUUACAUGGAUGUUUGCCUCGUUACGUCAUCUUUGUCGCUGUCAGCGCCACGAUGCCGAGUGGAGGAAACAUGGCCGGUCUGAUGGCGGGCUUCGGCCACUACACCCACGCCGUGGUGCGGGGAAUCCCCGCGUCUCUGGCCAAGGAGGCGCUCCGCAGCAGCCAGGCGGACGUGGACCUGGAGCAGGCGAGGCGGGAGCACGAGGUGUACGUGGACGUGUUGAGAGAGCGGCUCGGGCUGGAGGUGGUGGAGCUGCCCGCGGACGAGUCCAUGCCGGACUGCGUGUUCGUGGAGGACGCGGCGGUGGUGUGCGGGGACACGGCGCUCAUCAGCAGACCCGGAGCCGAGUGCAGGCGGGGAGAGACUGUGUUAAUGAAAGAAACUCUGAAGAAGCUGGGUUUGAACAUCGUGGAGAUGACGGAUGAGAACGCCACACUGGAUGGAGGAGACGUCCUGUUCACAGGUCGGGAGUUUUUUGUUGGCCUCUCCAAACGGACCAACCAAAGAGGAGCUGAGAUCCUCGCUGACGCGUUCAAGGACUACGCCGUGUCCACUGUCCCAGUAUCGGACUGGCUGCACCUGAAGAGCUUCUGCAGCAUGGGCGGACCCGGCCUCAUCAUCAUCGGCUCCAGCGAGCCGGCCCAGAAAGCCCUCAAAAUUAUGCAGCAGAUGAGCGACCACCGCUACGACAAGCUGACGGUGCCGGACGACCUGGCCGCCAACACCAUCUACAUGAACCUCCCCGACAAGGGCCAAGUGCUGCUGCACAUGACGGCGGAGGAGCAUCCCGAGAGCAUCAAGGUGUUCGAGAAGUUGAAGGACUACACGCUGAUCCCUGUGUCCAACUCCGAGAAGGUCAAAGUGGACGGCGCGCUCACCUGCUGCUCUGUGCUCAUCAACAAGAAGGCCUCCAUCUGAGCGUGCUCACUGGCGCCCCCUCAGUGCGUGAAACCAGCCAGAGCUUCUGUAGCAGGCUCAGCGCGGCGCUGAGGAGGGGUCCGGUUUUGAACCAUCCUUCUGAUGCACACCUCAAUUAAAUGUCUUAAGACGAGAAGUUUGAAUUUACGAGAUCAUUUCAAGGUCUUUUCUUUCCUGUAGUCAGUUAGAUGAGUUAGUUAACCCUCAUUAGCCUGUGAAGUCCACCUCGAUGGUCCAACUCUUCAGCCUUAAUUCUUCAUAGCCUUGUUGAACCAAGUGUCUUCAGCCCGCCGCAGCUCUGUACGCAUUCAGGUGCAACUGAGGCUCGGUCCCUCCACCUUACCACUCAUGGUGGUCCAGUUCAGGCCAGUUCAAAUACCCCCAAAUACUGAACCCGGUCACCCCAAACAGCAGCUGUGUUACACAACUCGCCCAUUUGCCUCUCAUUUAACCGUAAAAACUCCUUUUUCUCACCUCAUGAAGUGAGUUUAGCGUGACACUGACACUCAUGCUUCACCAGCCAAAAGGCUCUGCUGACACGGUAGGCCCUCGAUUUACUCAAUUUCUACAUUAAAGUCAAACUGCACUGCUCAACUUUGCUUCCCAUCAUCAUAUGACACAUGCAUGUUUAUCUGCCAUUCACAAGGAUGUGAACCGAUACCGAUUAUGAAAUGUUCGGCUCAGCACUGCACAGCUUACCUUCUCUUCUGGAUGUUAUAGAACUAGUUCAUGUGUGACGAGUGUAUUUAUGCUGAAAACAUCAUAAAGGCCUCAUGGCGCUAGAAGUGUUGGGUACGUCGCUAGUCGAGGACCUGCUGUACACUUUAGCCCGACUUAAGCUCCUUUUAAGUGCGAAAACGUCCGUGUCCGUUUCAAACGUCACCAUCACUGACCUCAUGGUUCUUUGCAUUGGCAGUGCUCUUCACCAAUAUAUCCACCAGGGGGAGCAGCCCAGCAUCAAUAAUUCAUGACAACGACAAAGUCCAAAAAAAAAUUAUGUCGUGACUGGAGGACGGACAGUUUCCACCAUUGUUAUGUCUUCUUCAUGUCUCUCUAGAGUAUCGGGUAGUGACAGCAACACUGCCCCCCCCCCCAAUGGUUUCUGGUGGUACUGCUCCGUUUGGUCCGUAAGCUUUGCGGAAAGAUGCGGAAAUACAGACAAAAUAAAGGCGGCGCACUGACAGAAGGCUCCGUCCAUAUCCAGAUCUGUGCGUAACACUGAGCAUAAAUGGGCCUUUAAACCUCCAGAGCUGAGACUCGAUGGUUGACGACACAGAACGUUUUAUAUUUUGAUCAGUUGAACUGGACCCGAUGCAGUGGCGAGUCAGUAGAAAUAUGAGUAGCAGGAGCUGAUGUGGCCUUAAGUAGAUGAACAACAACAAAACAUUGGUGCUGAAACCUCCGAUAGGAAUUCAUGAUGGAGCCAAAUGAAACUACUGUUCCUCCAGUUUGUCUCGGAACUCAAGCUGGCAUUCUCAAACGCAAUGUAACGGUGCAGACUAGCUUGUUGGAGAGCAAAUAUUUGAAGGUACCGUGGGACUACACUUGCUGUAGUCAUUUUGUCCCACCCCCAUUUCAGAGAAAAGUUCUCAAAUUUUAAAAGCCGUUGCACCAGAGUUGUCUACUCAGUCACUGUUCCAGCCGUCUCACUGUCCUCCACACUCCUCCGUUUCUUCCCUCAGGAGCCCCUUCCUCUCUCCUCGACUGAUCUUCUCAUGCCUGCUGUCCAGAGCAGGUCAUCCUCUGUAACACAUGCUACCUGUCUUAAAACACACGGGGAGGAAGAAGGAGCGAAUGCUUACACCAUCCAGGUCAUCAACUGCUCUGCUUCUGCGAGCUACAAACCUCAUCCUGCCAAAGACUCUGACCUCCUCCUGGUCCACCUUCUGUCCUCCCUUUCUCCCAAUAUCCUGAGCCUGAGGUCUUCACCUGUAAUGUGGGGAGCAACAUACGCACGAUACCUUUCUAAACUGCCAAACUAGUAUUAAUAACCAAUUAAUAAUGAACAAUGUUUCUCUUUAGAUCUGUAUUUGAUUCUUGAAUUUGAGCUGGAGAGUAGUCUCACAACUAAAGGUAAAGUGGCACUCAAACAUGUGAAAUCUUAGGUUUAUACAAACUGUUCUUUGAAAGACUUUCAAAGACUAUCAAGUCAUUGCUAAGCUAAGCGUAAGCUAAUGCUAAGUCAGCCUCAACCAGUUGUAAACUUUGCCUUCAUCCAUCUCUAACAGCAACCGGAGAGCUCCAACUCAAGUGAAACAAAGAGCCAUCUUGGUGACAACCUGUUGCUUUGUCUUGACUACUAUUAUUUUGGUAGCAUGAUGAGAAACAGUUAAAAGGUUUGAAGCCGAGCAUUUAGUUCGGAAUGAAAGACAUGAAUCACCUAACUACUGUACAAUUGUGAAGACACUGUGGUUGCUCUCUGGUUUCUCUCUUCUUUCUUGAUGUGCAAAUAAAGAGCCAGUAUCCACACGUGUUACUCGACGAUUU